AUGCCUAAUACUAUUUCAGGUGAGAAUGCGGUUUUGAAGAUGCUCCCCACAUAUAUACGUGCGAUGCCAAACGGUGAAGAAACUGGGGAAUUUUUGGCACUAGAUCUCGGUGGCUCGCACUUUCGUGUUCUCUUUAUCAAGUUGAAUGGGAGGGAAGCUGAAAUGAACGGAAAGAUAUAUCAUGUUCUUGAAGAGCUGCGUAAAGGAUCUGGUACUACGGUGAGAACUUCCGCAUCCUAUUUCGCUCUCGUCAUCACAGGCCUGAUGUAA
Molecule: messenger RNA, 270 nt
Organism: Cylicostephanus goldi
Lineage: Eukaryota; Metazoa; Nematoda; Chromadorea; Rhabditida; Strongylidae
Source: the annotation of a GenBank genome assembly